AAGCUGCUGUGCUUUCUUGUGGUACCUUCACUGUCUGCCACCAUGUCCUUCUCUGGAAAGUAUGAGCUGCAGUCUCAGGAGAACUUUGAGUCUUUCAUGAAGGCCAUUGGUCUUUCUGAUGAGCUCAUCCAGAAAGGUAAAGACCUCAAGAGUAUUUCUGAGAUUGAGGAAAAGGGUGACAACUUCAAAGUGACUGUCACAACUGGCACAAAGGUCCUUGUUAAUAUCUUCACCAUUGGACAAGAGGCUGAGCUGGAGACAAUCACUGGAGAAAAAGUCAAGUCGGUGGUUCAUCGUGAAGGCAACAAGCUGAAGGUCACUCUAAAGGGAAUAGAGUCGGUCACAGAACUGGUGGAUGGGGACACGAUUGUUAACACACUGACUCUGGGUGACCUUGUAUACAAGAGGACAAGCAAGAGAGUGUAAAUGUCUCACAUGGGAUAAUAAAAUGUAAGCUGCAAAACUG
Messenger RNA from Monopterus albus (swamp eel), 466 nucleotides. Its product is annotated as fatty acid-binding protein, liver-type-like. The transcript has 4 exons. Bases 43 to 426 code for a protein of 127 amino acids. Lineage: Eukaryota; Metazoa; Chordata; Actinopteri; Synbranchiformes; Synbranchidae. Gene Ontology annotation, molecular function: lipid binding. The record is from RefSeq and is a predicted model, not a curated record.